GCCUCCACCAUCAUCGCCCCGCCACCAGCAGGCAGCAGCAGCUCCACCCUCGUCAGCCAGGCACCCUCGUCUUCGCCGCCGGCAGCCCGGGAAUGCCGAAGGAAACCUCUUCUGUCCCUCGCACGACCAUCGGAUGCCUUCCCCGGCGGUGACCUCUUCUUCUCCUCUCACCCGCGAACAAAACCCAAAAGAAUAACACAGAUCAAAAACAAAAACCAAAAUCAAACCCUCAAAAUUCGACAUGCAAAUGAGAGAUAUGCGAUUUGGGGAUUUUGUGGUUUGGGGAUUUUUCGAAAAGAUGAGAGAUAUGCGAUUUGGGGAUUUUGUGGUUUCGCAAACCAGGGAAAUAAAUGGGGUGGUGGGUCUGGCAGGGUGGCGACGGGAACGACGAGCAGUAGAAGUAGUCUCUGCUCUGGCACAGUGGAUGCUGGGAAGUUGAUGAUACUGGGAUUGCUCGGCGGCUGGUUAUGGCCAAGCCCCCUUCAGAUACAGAGGCUGGUGGUUGAAGGGAUUUGGGAUUUGUGGUUUCCGAUCUGGAAAAAGGAGAAAGAUGGGAUCUAUGUGGCGGAAGGUAGUGGGGAUUUGGGGUUCUGGAUUUUUGGUGUUGUUGUUGACGAACAGUAGAGAGGAAGAUGGGGAAAGAAGGGAUGGAUUUUUCUAGGUAAAUGGGAAAGGAAUGGUGGGUUUUGAUGUCGGUUCUCGGUCGGUUAGACCAUUGAACCGAACCGUACACCAGUCUGUCGGUUGCCCCGGUUUAACCGCGUCUAAACCGAAAACCGUCAGGUCGGUUUGCGGCUAAUCGGGGCGCUGAGGUCGGUCGGUGGCCGGUGGCUUCAGGUCAGGUCUCGGUU
Molecule: messenger RNA, 851 nt
Organism: Linum tenue
Lineage: Eukaryota; Viridiplantae; Streptophyta; Magnoliopsida; Malpighiales; Linaceae
Source: the annotation of a GenBank genome assembly